GCGUCAUUGGAUUGGUGCUUGCUGUUGGAAGGAGAGCACACAACAUUCCACACUUUAUUCCGUGCCGCAUCGCAGUAGGUGAAGGACGCUUGGUGUUCGCGAUAUCGUAGCCAACUACAACAGCAAACACCACCGUGUGUCAAUCACUUUACGUGCAAAUCGUGUUCCUUGUUCGAUUUUGCUAGGAGCGAAAAUUUGCACAUUACGGUGCAUUUGCUUCGGACACGGCCCGGAUACACGCAGCAGCAGUGCCCACAGUCGUGCCGCAUUGGACCAGCCCCAAUAUCCUUACCGAAACCGGCACAACAGACACUACGCAGACGAAGGGAGCGAAAGAAAAAGGAAAGCAAAACAUAACACCGUGUGCCGUGUCCCGUAGGGAGAAGGUGGUCGAAAAUAUGGUUCCAAAUUCUCCGGAUCGAACGUAGAAGAGCGCGGCCUUAUCGCGUUAUCGGUGGGAAACGUUUUGCUUCACACCAUUAUUCAACCGGUUAAACGCAAUACCAACACACCGAUGCUGGUGCACUGGUUGCGAUAAUUGGACCCGGUGGCAUUACGGAACAACUUCGGAACUAGCAGUGCAGUACAUCACUCGCGGACAGAAUACGAAUCUAGCUGUGUGUGGAUUAAGGCACCAAAAAAAAAAAAAACAGCCAUUCCGGAACCCGCUAUCGAUUCUUCCCGUGGGGGAAAUGUGUGGUUCGUGUACUUGUGCUCCGUGGCAGACUGUCCCGUCGUUGGGUUGAGUCUGCGGUCCGAAUAGUGUAGAGUGUGGAGGAUAAAAAAAAAAACGCGAGAAACGAAAAGAUCUCCUACGAGGAUGAGUACGCUGUUCGCACGCGUAUUCCGGCAAGCUUGGGCCACGUUCGAACAGACGGCUGCAUCCGAUGCCAAGUUUGCCACCAAUCUGCACGCACUGCACCGUCUCGUCGGUCAGCUUACGCUCGCCGACAUCGGGCUGGAACCGUCGCUCGUUGCCACGGAAACGUUCCAGCAGCCGUCCAAAGCACCCUGCACCUAUGUCGGUGUGUUCGAGAACGAUCGGUUCGCCAUGUCCGUGUUUGUGCUGCGGGAAAACUAUACCAUGCCCCUGCACGACCACCCGCAGAUGCAUGGCCUGCUGCGGGUUGUGUCCGGUGCGGUACAGAUCUGCAGUUACAGUGAGAUCGCCCGGCGCGACACGGUAGAGCCGAAGGAUGGCACACUCCGGCGGCACGUGCUGGUAGUGGCAGAGCCGGAAAAGAUCAUCAGUUCGACGGCCGGUGACUGUGCCGUACUGACACCGACCGAGCGUAACUUUCACGAGAUAACGGCAAUCGGUGGGCCGGCCGCGUUCUUCGACAUUCUGAGCCCCCCGUACAACCUGUCCAGCCAGCCGCAGUACUUUUUCUACCGCAAGGUGCCAGUACCGCGCCACCUGGCCGAGAUGGAACCGCUCGGGUUUGGUGGGCCGAACAACCGGCCGGCACAGGAAGAUGAGCGGCCCCGGUACGUGCUGGAGACGAUUCCCAACCCGGAACACUACUACUGUGAUACGGUGCAUUACAUUACGCCGGAGUUUAUGUACCAUCCGGGGAUGGGAGGCAGCACCGCGUCGUCGUCAUCGCCGGAUGUGAACGUUUAGGGCCGGAAGGCGGAACAUCCGGACAAUACUAGCGAUUUUUCCGUAGUACCUUUGCCAGCUAGGCGGAAGAAAUGCUUCUCCGACGCUUGCGUUUUUCUUUUUUGUUGAAUUUGUUGAUUUGUUUUAUCUUUUUUCCCAAUAUUAGUGUGUAGUGGAAACGGUGCACCGGAAUAUGGGUGCAUCGAUUUAGUCCUAGAGUUCACCCAAGUUCUUUUGGACGAUGGUGGUUGCUUAGAGGAAAACCAGCCCUUAACAUCACCUGCACGCAGCAUAGGAAGCUACUGAUGCAUGCAAGCUAAUGUUAAAUAAAACCAAAUUUAAUUCUACAACAA
Messenger RNA from Anopheles stephensi (Asian malaria mosquito), 1956 nucleotides. RefSeq names its product 2-aminoethanethiol dioxygenase. Gene Ontology annotation, molecular function: oxidoreductase activity, acting on single donors with incorporation of molecular oxygen, incorporation of two atoms of oxygen. Gene Ontology annotation, cellular component: mitochondrion. Bases 821 to 1624 code for a protein of 267 amino acids. The transcript is spliced from 2 exons. Lineage: Eukaryota; Metazoa; Arthropoda; Insecta; Diptera; Culicidae. The record is from RefSeq and is a predicted model, not a curated record.